UUAAACAACGGACAUUUUUUUUUUUUUACAGCAUGCUUGCUUUCACUUUCAAUGUUUUGAUAACGUCCGUUGUUUACAGAAAAUACGGGAACAUUGCAUUUGGAAACGGAGAGAUUACCAUUUCAGGAAUAUAACUUCAAGUCACAUUGGAUAUUCGUGUGAUAUAAUGCAAGAAAUGCCGGAAUCACAGCCGUCUAAAUGUGAGGUGGAGCGGAAUCACGAAUGCAUGAUCCUACAACAAAGAAUAGAGACGGCAAGCAUUGGCAAUAAUAGAAGGAUGAAGAUGGAGAUGGACGUAUUUAACCCUUCCCACACUGCAGAGCUCCAGUUCCUCAGGUCGCGGGUUCGGGAACUGGAGAAAGAGAAAGACGAAAUGGCGGCUGAAAACCAACGGCUACAUAACAUGCUAGUGAAGGAGAUCCCUGGCCUGCUGUCCACCAUGUGGCAGACCUUGGGCCAAGCCAACCAGCCCCCCCACCCUGCAGUGUCCCCACAGGCUGUCUCUACGGCAACAGGGAGGGGCGAGAGCUACACGUACACACACCAUCACUCCGUGUCAGGACACUUUGGCCAAGGGUUCAGUUCUCCACUCCAUCAUCAGCCCAUGUCCAACCGCUCAGCUUUGACUCAGGACAACAUGAAUGGAAGCGUGUCCAACUUUGGACCCGAGAUGGCCGUCAGUGAGCACAGUGUGGACGGAGACUUGGAGCUGAGUGACAUCACAGAGGACGACGACCCCAACAGCUCUCUGUGUGGCUCAGCAUCCAACCUACCUGUGAUGAGGACAUGCUCAGAGACACACUGUGUUAAUGGGACUGGCCAUGUAAACCAGGUGGAGGUAUACCCUGGUUCCGGCGUCUUCUGUGAAAUGCGGUCCUGGCAUGCAGCCAAUCAGACGCAGUCUCCCACAGCGAUGGCGCGCACCCUGUUGCUGGGCGUGUUCGACAUGGACACCUUGCUUAACAGCAACCUGCGAGGGGGGAGGAGCCGCAGACCAACGUUCCCCAACCACCGCACCGCCCUGGACCCACACAAGCUCAACGCCAUCUAUAAUGCCACGCUGGCCCGCUUCCCAUUGGCCAGGAAGGGUCAGAUUGGCACCGGCAUCAACUCCAAGCUGUCUGAGAUCCGGUUCCGAUCCAGGAGAGCCAACCGGGACCCCAGUUAUCUAUGAAGGACUGUUCCCGCCCAAACACCAAGUUGUAUUCAAUCAACAUUUUAGUUAUCGUCUUUUUAUCACAUUAACUGUUCAACUGUAUCAGUGCAUGUGCGUGCCGAAUGUCUUGCCUAUGAAUUUUUCCACAUUGGCUUAAACAUUGUCUUCUGCUGGAGGUACUGUGGAAGAGAAUGGUAAAAGGACUCAAAAGACGGGCUGAUGAUAGAGGAAGGAUUCAAGGCCAGUGGAAAAAGGUGCAUAAGAACUGGCUUUGAUGGUUAAAUCCCCCCUCUGUCACCGCCAACCAUUAGCAAACCACACGUGAAUAGCCCCCGGGGUAUUCUCUCAGACUGAUAGAGAUGCAUAGAUCCAGGACUGCUGACCCAUGUGUGAUCAACCAGUGGAGGAACGGAGGCUUCAGUCACGUCUCACCAGACAGACGCCUCUCUGUCGUUGACCUCUACCCACUUAGACAGAGGAGGCGAGGGGGGGAUUGGAGGGGGUCUAAAUUAAAUGAUAUUUCUCCAUUGAUUUCUUUGAUCCUAGGGAUUAAGCUAACUCCAAGAGCUCCAUUACCCCAUGGUCCCCUCCUUACCUUCUUCCUCCAUCCCUCUACUUCCCCCUGAGAUGAGCAUCAUGCCUAAUGGACCCCAGGUACUCUGAGCCUCCAGGAGGAUGACAGCAUGAAUUAAUUAAUCUUAAAGGAUUUAAACAGUGUGUCACUCUCCCCAAGUUCACCAUGUCCACAGGGCCUACAUGAAGAGAACAGGACUGGGGAUUUGGCUUGAUGCAGAUAUUAACCGUUGGUAAUGAAGAACGGUCAAGUUGUUAUUUUAAAUCCGGGCAUGUCUGACCAUUGAAUAUUAUAUGCUAAUGCAUUAAAAGACUGCAGUUUGUCAUUGUCCUUCA
Messenger RNA from Coregonus clupeaformis (lake whitefish), 2065 nucleotides. RefSeq lists its product as uncharacterized. Bases 167 to 1174 code for a protein of 335 amino acids. NCBI's taxonomy places the organism in Eukaryota, Metazoa, Chordata, Actinopteri, Salmoniformes, Salmonidae. Gene Ontology annotation, molecular function: DNA binding. The record is from RefSeq and is a predicted model, not a curated record. The transcript is spliced from 5 exons.